Messenger RNA from Nematolebias whitei (Rio pearlfish), 3561 nucleotides. It is a transcript of the gene nat10, whose product is annotated as N-acetyltransferase 10. The record is from RefSeq and is a predicted model, not a curated record. The coding region runs from base 130 to 3237 and encodes 1035 amino acids. The transcript has 29 exons. NCBI's taxonomy places the organism in Eukaryota, Metazoa, Chordata, Actinopteri, Cyprinodontiformes, Rivulidae. Gene Ontology annotation, cellular component: nucleolus; 90S preribosome. Gene Ontology annotation, molecular function: 18S rRNA cytidine N-acetyltransferase activity; ATP binding; tRNA binding. Gene Ontology annotation, biological process: rRNA acetylation involved in maturation of SSU-rRNA.
CAGGGGUCCUUCAUGAACUGACGUCUGCACGUGAGUUUAUCAACAUCGUGAUGUUCUUGUGUGUGUAGCUUCAGCCUCUUCUUGGACAUAUUUUCGUGAAUAACUCCUCCACAGUUAAAUAAAAGGAAAAUGGCGACAGUUCGUAAGAAGGUAGACAACCGGAUUCGGGUCCAGAUUGAGAAUGGAGUCGCCUUGCAGCACCGGAGCAUGUUUGUGGUGGUGGGGGAUCGUGGGAGAGAUCAGGUGGUGAUUCUUCAUCACAUGUUGUCUAAAGCUGCUGUCAGAGCUCGACCCUCAGUACUUUGGUGCUACAAGAAAGACCUGGGCUUCAGCAGCAACCGGAAGAAGCGCAUGAGAAAGCUGCAGAAGAAGAUCAAAAGUGGGACGUUGAACCUGAACCAGGACGACCCUUUUGAGCUCUUCAUCGCUGCGACCAACAUCCGCUACUGUUACUACAACGAGACGCACAAAAUCCUGGGGAACACCUUCGGCAUGUGCGUCCUACAGGAUUUUGAAGCUCUCACUCCCAACCUGUUGGCACGAACUAUCGAGACGGUGGAAGGGGGGGGUCUAGUGGUCCUGCUCCUCCGGACGAUGAAGUCUCUGAAGCAGCUUUACACCAUGACUAUGGAUGUGCACACUCGAUACAGGACUGAGGCUCAUCAUGACGUGGUGGGCAGGUUCAAUGAGAGGUUCAUUUUGUCCCUCGCAUCCUGCCAAAACUGUGUCGUUAUCGACGACCAGCUCAACAUCCUGCCGAUCUCCAGCCACAUGGCAAACAUCAAGCCGGUCCCCCCAAAGACUCAGGAGGACGGUUUAUCUCCUCGAGACCUGGAGCUGAAGGAGCUGAAAGAGUCCCUUCAGGACACGCAGCCUGUUGGCGUGUUGGUGGACUGUUGCAAAACCAUGGACCAGGCCAAGGCCGUGCUGAAGUUCAUCGAAGCCAUCUCAGAGAAGACCCUGAGGAGCACCGUGGCUCUGACCGCUGCCCGAGGCCGAGGCAAGUCUGCCGCUAUGGGGCUGGCUGUCGCUGCAGCGGUGGCGUUUGGCUACUCGAACAUCUUCGUGACCUCGCCAAGCCCAGACAACCUUCACACCAUGUUCGAGUUCAUCUUCAAAGGCUUCGAUGCGCUGCAGUACGAGGAGCAUCACGACUACGAAAUCAUCCAGUCUUUGAAUCCUGAAUUCAGCAAAGCUGUGGUGCGAGUGAACGUCUUCAAAGAGCACCGGCAGACGAUCCAGUACAUCCACCCCGGAGAUGCAGUGAAGCUGGGCCAAGCUGAGCUGCUGGUCAUUGACGAGGCUGCGGCCAUCCCUCUUCCUCUGGUCAAGAAUCUGCUGGGGCCUUAUCUCGUCUUCAUGGCCUCCACCAUCAACGGGUACGAAGGCACCGGGCGCUCGCUCUCCCUCAAGCUGAUCCAGCAGCUGAAGCAGCAGAGCGCAGAGAGCCAGCAGAGCAUGUCGGCACAGAACAGGGUCACCAACACCGCCAGGCUCGCAGCAGCUCGCACGCUGCACGAGGCGUCUCUGCACGAGUCCAUCCGUUACGCACCCAGAGACCCCGUGGAGAAGUGGCUGAACGAGCUGCUCUGCCUCGACUGUCUCAACAUUCCCAGACUCAUCUCUGGCUGCCCGCUUCCACAGACCUGUGACCUUUAUUACGUAAACAGAGACACACUCUUCUGUUACCACAAAGCAUCAGAAGCAUUUCUGCAGAGGCUCAUGGCUCUCUACGUGGCGUCACACUACAAGAACUCCCCCAACGACCUGCAGAUGCUCUCCGAUGCUCCGGCUCAUCAUCUCUUCUGCCUCCUGCCGCCCGUUCCUCCCACACAGAACUCGCUGCCUGAAGUCCUCGCUGUGGUGCAGGUUUGUCUGGAGGGAGAGAUAUCGAGACAGUCCAUCCUCAACAGUCUGUCCAGAGGGAGGAAGGCCUCCGGCGACCUCAUACCUUGGACUGUGUCAGAACAGUUUCAAGAUCCAGAUUUUGGCAGCCUGUCUGGAGGCAGAGUGGUGCGAAUUGCUGUCAAUCCAGACUACCAAGGGAUGGGCUACGGCUCCAGAGCUCUCCAGCUCCUGCAGAUGUACUACGAGGGCAAGUUCCCCACCAUGGAUGAGAGCGUUCAACCAAACCAGAGUGAAAUCACCUCUGUCAGCAGCGAGGCCGUCAGUCUGCUGGAGGAGAUGAUCACGCCGCGAAAAGAGCUCCCUCCUCUGCUGCUGAAGCUCAGCGAGAGGAGAGCGGAGAAGCUGGACUAUUUAGGAGUUUCCUAUGGCCUCACUGCACAGCUGCUCAGAUUUUGGAAGAGGGCAGGCUAUACUCCAGUCUACCUAAGACAAACAGCUAAUGACCUGACUGGAGAGCACUCGUGUGUGAUGCUAAAAGAGCUGAACACAGACGAGGCUGCAGAGCAGAGUCAGUGGCUGUCUGCCUUCUGGAAAGAUUUUCGUCGGCGCUUCCUGUCUCUGCUCUCCUACAAGUUUAGUGGCUUUAAUCCAAGCUUGGCACUAAGCAUUUUGCAGAAUAAGAAGUCCAAGGAGGAAGCCACCACCGUCAGCAGCUCUGGGCUGGCAACACAUUUCACCCCGUACGACCUCAAACGGCUGGAGUUGUAUUCCAGGAACAUGGUGGACUACCACCUGAUCAUGGACCUGGUCCCAGCAGUGGCACGCAUCUUCUUCCUCAGACAGCUCGGGGACAUCUCCAUCUCAGCAGCACAAUGUGCCUUACUGCUGGGAAUUGGACUACAACACAAAUCUGUGGACCAGCUGGAAAAAGAACUCGAUCUCCCAAGCUCGCAGCUCAUGGGUCUCUUCAACCGUCUGAUCCGUAAACUUGUGCAAGCGUUCACCAGCAUCCAAGAAAAAGCUAUUGAAGCUGAAAUGGUAGACUCUAAAGAUGUUACAAUGGAUCCAACCGUCAAAAGCCUUAAUGAAGAUCUGACUGAAGCUGCCAAAGAGUUUGAUGAAAAGCACAAAAAGGAUCUAGAGAAAGUGAAGGACAUGAAGUUGGAGGCGUACAAGAUCCGUGGAGAUGAUGAGGAGUGGGACCAGGUGCUGAAGAACGCUGGGAGCACAGGUGUUGUCAGCAUCAAAAGUGACAAGAAGAGAAAGUGGGAAGGGGGCUCAACAAAUAUUGGGGCUCCUCCACAAGAGAAGCUAAAAAAGAAGGACAUGCAGCAUGGAAAAUUCAAGAAGAACAAAGACAAGCACGGGAAGUUUGGAAAGAAGGCGUGACAGAGUGAAGUCGUAACCAGACAAAUGGCUUGCACUCACGUGAAGAUACAAAUGUUUAUCCAUAAAAUUCAUCUUUUUUCAUUUUUACAGUAAAGUGUAAAUCAGCCACAGUUAAUACUCUUCAGCCCACUGUAUUGAAUAAAUAACUUUUUAUUCGUGUCAAACACUUCAUUGUAUUUUAGUUUUGUUAAAUAAAGUCAAUUCUACAAACAAUUGUAAAAACAUGUUUGUAAAUUAAAAACUAUUAAAACUUAAGGUGCCUGCAUUUAAACUUUCUGAACAGGUAAAUUGAGCACCUGUGGCCGUAGAUCACUCCACUUCUGU